Messenger RNA from Blastomyces dermatitidis ER-3, 3473 nucleotides. RefSeq lists its product as uncharacterized. Lineage: Eukaryota; Fungi; Ascomycota; Eurotiomycetes; Onygenales; Ajellomycetaceae. The transcript is spliced from 3 exons. Bases 621 to 1838 code for a protein of 405 amino acids. The record is from RefSeq and is a predicted model, not a curated record.
CCUGUUACUUGGUAAAUACAUUUCUUCGAUACGUUAAAUAAGCUCUGAUACUUGCUGGUCGAGAUUCCACAACACUCUCAUGCCACGGAAACACGAAAGAAGCGGGAUCGCAGCGCUUUGAAGGGCGAGAGUGGAGAAAAAUCUGAGAGAAUCCCAUAAAUCAAUAGUUUACUGCUUCAUCGGCCUCCAUCCGAGAUAUUCUACUGCUUGAAAGGAACCCGCAGUUGAGUCAGGGCUAGCCAACAGCGCGACCCUUGACUUAGUUGAACUAGCAUCAUCUCAUCUCUAAAAAUUACCGACCUAGAAAACUAAGGCACAGACACACAUAUCUAUCGCUGGACCAACGGUCACCGCUGGUAUUUAUUUAUUUAUUUUUUGGUUUCUAUACGCUACGAGCUGGUCUGAGAUUGACGUACCUCACUCAUAGCGGUGUUUCGCGAUGCGAUUCUAAUCUGGAGUGCGGCAAUGUUUUGGCGACGUUGGCGCAGUCAUCUCUUUGAUAUAGAGACCCCAUAGCUUUUCAUUCUGACGCCUUAUCUGGUCAAACUUUCAGGGAAAUAUGAUUUAGCAAUAUCCAAACUACGUGCACAAAAGUUUCCGACUCUUUUUUCCCGGUAGGCAUGGCCCAGACUAUUCCACAACGUUGUGGCGAAAGCCAUGAUUGUACGCACGAGGACCACAGGAUGUUCCCCACGUCAUCUCCGAUGCGUCGCGCAUCUUCGCCAACUGCCUAUAACUUUCAUCUGGAACGGUCUGAUGGCUCCGCUACAUUGUCGAGCAGAGUAUCGAGAGACCAACCCAGCGUCAAAUUUUUCGACUUCGUUGAACAAUCUCAGUUAGCCCUCCAAUCCCUACGGUUAAGCUUCGAGCGUGAACGAGCAGCGUUCGCAGAAGAGCGGAAGCUGUGGGAGAAGGAAAGAUCUAUUAUGAGACACAGGAUUGCGGAGUUGGAACAAGGACAAAGAAGAACUGCUAGAGUCGAGAGGACACGGAUGGCCUCCCAUCCCCACCGAAGCGAGCGGGCACAUGAUGUUCAUCAUGUAUGGGAAGGAUCAAGUCCGACUAUGCAACCCACAAGAGUAUUCUGGGAUGAAAAUGAAGAGCAGAGCCCCCAAGGCUUGAGGCACCCUAGCGGCCACAACCAUGGAGUUGGAUUACCCCCCUCGCUCGACGAGGCCCUGUCUCCUAGAGCCCGACCGGUCGAUCGACAGAGCACAGUCGGAGUCCCCAUUGAAUUAGUUGAUAGCAGCUUAGAUGGGAUUACUCUAAAAUCUACCGCACUAGGCCCAGAUAUCCUCGCGAAGGCCUCUUCGGCCUCUCCCUCAGAAGUCAUAUCACCAUCUCCAGACCAAACCAUGGACUCCAAAUUGGUAGAAACCAAGAAACCAGUGCCAAUCGCGCGAUCGGAAUUAGGACCACCACAAGAGAACCUCGUGAGAGAUGCAGGGCAUACUCCAAUGACAGUCAUCGAUCCGGGUGUGGCAACGAGCAAUAUAUCCACUGAAGUUGGUACAUUGACGACGGAAUCUCCCCUCGCGCCGCGACAAACCCUUGAGCCAGGGGAGACCUACUCUCCUGAGGUCGACGAAGACCCGGCCCUCCAAGGGCCAUUAGGGCUGAAAAAUGACAAGAAACAGGACAUCGAGUUUCUCGAGGCCCUGGACCAGAAAUUAUUGAAUGAAGCGAGAAGGCUAGCUGGACCGGGCCCUACCUCCCAUUCUGACGAGCUUGAAAACAAUCUAUCCGAUGAUGAACAACCGCUGUCAGAACCCGAACCAGAAACCGGCAUCAAAUUCAAACACAGCACUAAUUUUGGUUCUGCAUUUGGGACCUUAUAAUAAUCUAUAUCCUAUCAUUUAUUUUAACCUUCAUAUUUACUUUUAACAAGUGGGGAAAAAGGAACCUGUGUUACAUAUAUCAAGCAAUAUAUCCACUCAUGAACAUUAUGGGGUUUGGAUGCCCCUUUUUUGGUAUUAAAUAUUUGGACUACGAUGUUGAUGGGCCAUCUCAAUAUAUACUUCUUAAUUACCAUCUCAACCUCUUCCCUAUUCUUUCCUGGUGGCCUUAACUGUUUUGUUUUGGAGUCGGAUCUUUCUCUCGAAUAAUCUCAAUCUCACCCUUUCUUCUUACCUCAUACCUGACUCCAACUCAGUUGUCGUAGCGAUGGAACAUACUACGCAGUACUCCAUGCUUUUAUACAUAUUUCAUAAGGACUACUCAGAUGGUCAGCUAUUGCAGUUCCUGGCAGUCCUCACUCCUGUUACCCUUCCUGUGGUGUAUACAAAAGCAUCAACGGUGGGUUAACGGGGAACAGAAAACGAACGAAUGCGCGUAGUUGCAAAAGGCCAUGCCUAGAAGUCUUCCACAUUAUUUAUCUAGCACAUGCAAUAUAGAGAGUAUAUUUAUAUACGGACACCCACGUUUAAUCAACAUAGCAUCAUCCUAAAUCAAUACAUUUAUACACAGCUGCGUGAAUUCUUCCUAGUGGGUCAUUUUCUGUCUUGCGAGCCCGGGGUGAAAGUAAUGUCCGUCAAAUUCCCUUUUCUUGCCGCUACCCCUACCCACAGUUGCUUCAAUGCGUCAGUUCAUGUAGAGAGCAUGAAUAGUCCACUUGGAAAUCCAGGAGCUCUGUAGAGAUAAGUCCACGGGCUAGCAUACGAAAUUCCAUCCAUGGCCUUGUGCAGCUAUGUACAUGUACAUCUACGGAGCUAAAUGGCAUGAUUCUGCCCCAAUACGAACCAUGUGGCUAGGAAAGGAGAGAAAAAAUGAGAGAUACGGGGAAAUGUCUAGAUAAAUUCAAAUGUAUUCUUGUGGUAUUAUUUGUAAGAUUUCGUUGUUUUCUUGCCAACGGAAUAGAUCGCGCCGAACUCCUCCAGUCUCUCCAAAGUAAAAGGGGAUCGUGUACAUAAACUUAAGAGCAUCAUCAGAAAAUUGAAGGAGAAAAGCACAUGGGGAGAUAUUAUCAUAAAUAAAUCAAGAAAGAUGAAAUGCAAAAUGAAAAAAAGUGCCCGUCGAACUCAAGCCAAAGCAGCGAUUCCCCGCGAAAGGCAAGAAAGAGGAAAGUUGACGUCAGAUGUGGAAUGAAACCAAAACUGCAUUGGCCAUCCUGGGUUGGACGAAGCUCCUAUGCCGCGAGCAGACAAACCCAUCAAUUCAACCAUCAAUUCAUUCAUUCAUUCAUUCCUCCGUCAUGGCACAAGAGUGAACAGAUCCACGCGCUGCUCUUCAUACUCCUCACCACCCUCAUGCUGCAACACUUCCCACUCAUCUCCCGCAUUACCACCCGCAGCCCCCGCCGCUUGCUGCAGCGGCUGCUGCUGUUCAGGUGAAAUCGUCAGACGGGCCGUAUCAUCAACCAGACCCUCCAGCCCACUCUCAACUUUCGAAGGCACAUUUCGCCUCGCGUCUUCUACAGAGGUAGCAUUUUUCAGCUUCUGGCGGCGGAGUUUUAGAGCCGCGUCGGCGCGGUCGAG